Messenger RNA from Aspergillus pseudonomiae, 1644 nucleotides. RefSeq names its product sugar transporter. NCBI's taxonomy places the organism in Eukaryota, Fungi, Ascomycota, Eurotiomycetes, Eurotiales, Aspergillaceae. The transcript has 4 exons. Bases 1 to 1644 code for a protein of 547 amino acids. The record is from RefSeq and is a predicted model, not a curated record. Gene Ontology annotation, molecular function: transmembrane transporter activity.
AUGGCUGGCGAAAUACCACAUACCAUCAACGAUGGUAAGGCCGCCGAUAAGAAUGUCGAGGCUCAGAGCACAUUGGCGUCUACUUUGGUCGUGGAUGUGGAAGAGUCACUGCAUGGCAAAGGAACGGACCCCAGCAAGUCCUGCAUAAGUCCGAAUGGCAUGUCUGUUAGCACUCCCACAAACCAGGCCGGCAGUAAUCCAGUCUACGCUGCCAAAGCACGGCUGCUGAAUCAGGCACUGGUUGACAUGCAAAUGGGCUUAUACCAAUGGGUGCUCUUCAUCAUUACCAGUGCAGGGUGGUUUCUUGACAGUUUCUGGAUGAUGUCCUUCGUCGUGAUCGCCCCGUCCGCCUCGAACGAAGCCCAGUUCUUCUUUGCCGGAGAUAAAUCGUCCUACCUAUUCGUCAGUCUGGCCGUAGGCCUGACUGUUGGGGCAACCGCCUGGCCAUGGAUGUCAGACUUCCUAGGUCGUCAGUGGAUAUUCACCAGCACGAUCAUCCUGAUGGGCAUGGGAGGACUAGUCGGUGCCGGCAUGCCUUCAUUUACCGGUCUCUGUGUCGUCGGCUUCGUGGUCGGAUUUGCCGUUGCCGGUAACCAGCUAGUCACCGCCAUUAUCCUGAUCGAGUCUCUUCCAGCUUCCCAUCAAUUCCUGCUCACCGUGCAAGGGGCGUUCUGGGGAUUGGGCCAGGUAGUCUCCGCUGCGGUUGGAUGGGCGUUUAUCGCAGGGUAUACGUGUGGCACCGGCCCAGACGCAGUCAGUACAUCGCAAGCUCUGUCGACACACUCCUCCAGGGACGAAGGCUCCGCCAAGAGCAGCACAUCCUGCCACUACGUUUCCAACAAAGGAUGGCGCUACGUAUGGUGGACAUUUGGCUGCAUCACACUAUUCCUCUACCUCUGUCGGUUCGCCUUUCCCUUGUGCGAGACCCCCAAAUACCUCCUCUCCAAGCGCCGCGACGCCGAAGCAGCCCAACUAGUCAACGACAUGGCCACCUACAGUAAACGCCGCACCUGGCUCAACCAGACCUCCUUCGCCCGGGUGGAUUCCACCAUCGACGCCGCCGCAUCCCGACGAACCCCACGCCUCCGCUCCCUCAUCUUCGCCCUCCGACCCACCGGCCUGCUCAUCCUCUGCUACCUCUCGACCACCCACAACAUCGCCCCCAUAACUCCAACAACAGUAACAACGAACUACCUGUACAGCCACUACCUCUACACCUCCCUCUGCGCAAUCCCCGGCCCCCUAGCCGCAGGAAUCCUAAUCCAAACCAAGCGCCUCGGCCGCACACGCACCGGCUCCGCAAUCGCCCUUCUCACCGGCCUCUUCAUGCUCCUCGCCACGCUGGCACGAUCACGAAACGCCCGGUUGGCAUUCGAAUGCAUCCUCUCUUUCCUGCAGUUUGCGGGGCUGGCUGUUCUGACAACAUACACGGUGGAGAUCUUCGCAGCCCCGGUUCGUGGCUUUGGGGUCGCUGUUAUGGGGUUCUGCUGGGGGCUGUUUGCGCUUGUGGCUGUGAUUGUGAACACCUUUACUGGGGGUGUUGUUGCCGGUGGUGCGGCGGUUUGGUUUUGUGGUGCUGUUUGGGUGCUUUUGGCGGGGGCUUGGUGGGGGGUUCCUGAGACUAGGGCGGGUGCUGCUGCUUAG